This is a messenger RNA of Cydia splendana, 385 nucleotides long. RefSeq lists its product as uncharacterized. Gene Ontology annotation, biological process: sensory perception of taste. Bases 35 to 385 code for a protein of 116 amino acids. The record is from RefSeq and is a predicted model, not a curated record. The transcript has 2 exons. Gene Ontology annotation, cellular component: membrane. NCBI's taxonomy places the organism in Eukaryota, Metazoa, Arthropoda, Insecta, Lepidoptera, Tortricidae.
AUCGUAUGAUAAUUCAACAACGUCGUUCAUUUACAUGUUUCACGAUCACUGCAUUCAGAGACCUUUCUACAACGUGGCGAUAGAGUCAGCGUUCCACUGUAUCCGGCUGUUCCCACUGUUCGCUCCGUGCGUCUUCGCCGACCAGAUCCAGGAGGAGGUGCGCCGCUUGAGAGAGCUGCUGGCUUCUAGGCUCUACGAGAACAAACUAAACAAGCCGGGUCGUAGUGUGGCGCGGGCGCUGCUGUCUCUGACGGAGGCGCGCGACUUGUCCUUCUCGCUGCUGCAAAUCUUCGACAUCGACAUCUCUCUCCCUUUCAAAUUCAUGGGGCUGCUCUUGACUUACCUUAUCAUACUGUUGCAGUUCGAAAAAGUUAUUAAUCCUUGA